AUGAAUCGCACGCUGGUCGAGUGUGCGCGUUGCAUGAUGGAACACGCUGGACUGGGAAAGAGCUACUGGGGUGAAGCAGUGAUGACGGCGAUGUUUCUUCGAAACCGCUGUCCAACACGUGCCAUUCACCAAGACAAGUCUCCAUAUCAAGUGUGGACGAUGAAGAAACCGAUUCUGGCCAACCUUAAAGUGUUUGGAUGCCACGCGUAUGUUCAAGUGCCUCAAGACAAACGCGCGAAGUUCGACUCCAAGUCAUCACUCUGUCGUUUCCUGGGAUACGCCGAACACCAGAAGUCAUAUCGAUUUGAGGAAGUGUCAACAGGAGCGAUCAAGAUCAGUCGCGAUGCCACAUUCAUGGAAGACAAGUUUGAUGAAGGUCCGCGCAACUACAACGAUGAGUCAAGUGUCGUUGAGUUUGAUGAUCAUGAUGAGGACGAAGAAAAAGAAGAAGGUAAAACUGACGACGACAUGGACUCGAGCGACGAUGACAACGAAGACACCAGGUCUUCGAAGAGCAACAUCAAGAGACACACGCGCACUCAAUCACUUGAGAAAGCUACCGUCAUUCCAAGUCCCAAGCGAAGAACGUACAGAGGUCCGUCGCUUGAGCAUGUGUCAGCGGCUGCAAUGGAAAUUGAAGCAGCCUACAUCGUUGAUUCAGUGGGGGAAACGCCGACUACAUUCAAGUCGGCGAUGGAAUCAAGCGACUCCGGCAAGUGGAAAGAAGCGUGUGACUCGGAGUUCGAUUCGCUUCAGAGAAACGACACGUGGGAUAUUGUGCCUCUUCCGAAAGGUCGCAAGGCCAUCGGGUGCCGAUGGGUUUUUCGUGUAAAGGAGAAUCAAGAUGGCGAAGUUGAACGUUUCAAGGCAAGACUUGUGGCCAAAGGAUUCUCACAGAAAUUCGGAGUUGACUAUGAAGAAACUUUCGCACCGGUGGCCAAGUUCACAUCGAUUCGUGUGGUGCUCAGUAUGGCGGCUAAGUACGGCCUAAUGCUACAUCAGAUGGACGUCAAGACAGCGUUUCUUAACGGCUCCCUCAACGAAGACAUCUACAUGGACCAGCCGGACGGAUACCUGGAUGCAACACAGCCGGACUAUGUGUGCAAGCUAAAGAGAUCACUCUACGGCUUGAAGCAAUCGCCUCGCAUGUGGAACCAAACAAUCGAUGGGUUCAUGAUCAAGAUGGGAUUCAAGAAGUGCGAAUCGGACCACUGCAUCUACAUCAAGCGAGACGACCAAGACAUGAUUCUCGUGGUGCUCUACGUCGAUGAUCUCAUCCUGGCCAGCAGCAACAACGAGCUCCUCAAGUCGACCAAGAUGGCGCUGAGCAAACGCUUCGAAAUGACGGAUCUCGGUGAGCUCGAUUACUUUCUCGGCAUGGAGAUCAAGAACGACCGUAAGACGGGAAUGGUGACUGUACAACAAACCAAGUUUCUCAAGUCCGUGUUAACCAAGUUCGGAAUGGAUAACAGCAAGCCAGUGAAGACGCCUCAAGAUCCCGGCCUGAAGCUAACCAAGAACAUGUGUGAACAAGAAUGCAAGCACGAAGACACCAUGUGCAACGUGCCAUAUCGAAGUGCUGUCGGAGGCAUCAUGUAUCUCAUGGUCGCCACACGUCCGGAUCUAGCUGCUGCAGUGGGAUCAUUAUCCCAGUUCUCGUCCGACCCAUGCCCGACUCACUGGCAAGCUUUGAAGCGUGUGCUGAGAUACCUGCAAGCAACGCCCAAUCAUGGUCUUGAGUUUACACGUGAAGAAGGAAGCCGUAUCUGCGGGUACACCGACGCAGACUGGGCCGGCGACAUUGAGUCAAGACGAAGUACAAGCGGCUAUGUGUUCAUGAUGAGCGGAGGAUGCAUCAGCUGGAAAAGCCAGAAACAACGGACGGUCGCGCUAUCUUCAACAGAAGCAGAAUACAUGGCGCUUUCCGAAGCAACCAAAGAAGCAGUAUGGCUCAAAGUGCUUUUGGGGAACUUGGUGAGAUGA
Messenger RNA from Peronospora matthiolae, 1983 nucleotides. Lineage: Eukaryota; Oomycota; Peronosporomycetes; Peronosporales; Peronosporaceae. The record is from the annotation of a GenBank genome assembly.